AUGACGUCGACCGAGCCUCCAGCGCCCGAGAUCUUCCUACUUGUGCUGCGACUGCUCGAGGGCUCGCCAUGCUCCGGUGCAUACGAGGCCCUGCGGCGCGAGGCGGAGGCGCACGGCCUGCUCGGCGAGCGGGUCGACUGGCGCGGCGGCCGGCACACGGCGUCCCUGCAGGAAGCGGCGGCGGCAGCGGGAGGGCUCCCACCGCCGGAGCACCUGCAGCGGCUCCUAUCGCAGCUGCUUGCGCUCUCGCAGACCCAGCAGCCGCCGUCCGAGCGAGUCGCCGCAGCGCCGGUCACGCUGCUGACGCAAGGGCCGCGCUCGCUCGUCACUGUUUGGAGCUGCGUCAGCGGGCUGCUCCAGUUCACGCUGCGCGGGCACGUGCGCGAGGUGACCGACCUGAAGCUCUCCCCCGCCAACGACCACCUCGUCUCUGCAUCCAACGACACCACUGCGCGCGUGGACCUCGCCUCCGGCACGCCCGUCGCCGUGCUCCUCCACCCGGCGCCAGUCAUGUCCCUCUCCUUCUCCCCCGUCUUCGGGACCGCCUCCAGCGGCGAGGGCGAGGAGCGAGCUGGAGAGGGACAUGCCGGAGAGGGGGAGGCGCCGCUGUCUGCUCGCGGCCAGCCCUUCCUGCUGACGGCGAGCGCGGGCCGAGGCACGCUUCUCGGACCCUUCUCGGACCCUUCCCCGGAGCGUCGCCCGACCCCGCCGGUGCCGCGCGCGGUCGUCGCAGCCGCGGCCGGCGACGGCGCCGCGUCGAACGGCGGCGGCACGGUCGUCGUCGAGGCGUUCGACGCGCCCGAGAGCGUCGCGUACCCCGCCCCGGCCAUCGGAAGCUCUCCUGGAGUGUGCGCAAUCUCGAGCGACGGCCUGUACGCGUGCGUCGGCAGCACGGUCCACCCGUACGUCCACUUGUGGCCUCUCGCGCCGGCGCACCGGCUCUUUGACGCCGCGGCGCUGUGGAUCGACGCCGUCGAGUGGAGCAGCGACGGGCGCUUCGCCGUCACCGCCGAGUCACUCCACAAGGACCUCUCCCCACCCACGUCCUGCGCGCCCACCCGCACGACCCGUCCGGUCUUUGCCGCCGCCGGCUACGACGGCGAGCCGCACCAGCCGCCGCGGCAGUGCACGCCGCGCGAGCUCCGGCUGUGGGAUGCUCCGGGCGGGAGGCUGCUCUCCUCGCACGCCGUGCCCGAGCCGGCGGCGGCGGACGUCAACGCCGCCGCGCGAGAGGUCUUCGAUGGCGCCUUCUCGCCCGAUGGGCUCUACUUCGCCGCCACCAACGCCUCGGGCGUGGCGUGGGUCACCGGGGUGGACGGCGGCUUCGGCGGCGCGCUCGCGAGGGCGCCGUACGCCCAGUUCUUCUCGUCCGACUUCCACGCGCUCCGACCCGCCUCGCUCGACCCGCUGUUGCUCGAGGGGAGCGGCAAGCUGCCGAUGGCGCCGCCCCCCGCCCCCCUCGUCGUCUCUGCGGCGGCCGCUUCCGGCGCGAGUGCGUGCGAUGCCGCCGAGCCGUCGCCCCUCCACUGGGGGAACCGGCCCGCCCACCACGGCAGCGCGGCCGCAGCGCGCGGGGCGCCGAGCAGCAGCGCCGCCGCCGAGGUUGGGGGCUCGACGGGGGACGAGAGCGGCAGCGAGAGCGACGAGACGCAGUCGAGCGGCGCCUACGUCGGCGACCGCGUCGUGUACCUGCGGAGGGCGCACGCCGCGGCGCUGGCGGCCCAGCCCGACUCGUCGCCGGCGGCACCGCCCUUCGAGUUGCACCACGCGCUGCCUCUCGCGGUGCCGUGCGUGGUGCGAGCCGUCGAGUACGAGGCGGCCGGGCCUGCUGCCGCGGUGGUGCUGCGCGUCACCGGGCGGUACGAGCACGCGCGGCGAGCUUGGGCGCGCGCCGAGGUUGGAGAGCGGCUGCUCGCCCCGUUCCUCGUCAGCCACGGCCAGUGCGGCGGCGAGUACCGCUGGUUCGAGGGGCGGCUCACCGCGAAGCCGCUCCCGCCUAAAGACUGCGACUUCCUCCCCCGAGAGUGCGACGCCUCCUCCGGAGCGCGGCCCGAGCAGCCGGCGGUGGAGGCGAGCGCCUCACAGGGCGCAAGCGGAGAGGUCGCCGCCGACGCGAGCGGCGCGGAGAGGGAGGGAGAGAGGGGACGCGUCGAGCCGCCUUCCCCCGCCGGCGCCACGUGCGCGCGCUGCACGCGGGGCCGCUUCUGCGACAAGCCGCCGCGGCACGUCGGGCGCUGCAACCGGGGGCUGCAGGCUGUGCGGCCCGGAGCACCGCUGGUCGCGUCCGAGGCGACCGAAGGUGCCGCGGUCGUCGUCUUCUUCUCCGACGCGGAGCGCUGGUACCGCGGCGAGAUCACCGCGGUGCACGGCGGCGCGGAGGGCGGCACCUUCACGGUGCUCUUUGAGGACGGAGACGAGGACGAGACGGGCGGAGAGGACGUGGCCGUGAGCUGCGAGGAGGUUAGUCCGUGGGAGGUGGACGUGGCUGGAUCGACGAUGCACGCCCGCCGCCAGAGCAGACGGCCCUGCCUUGGGGCUGGCCGGUGGCGACCGAGGCUCCGCUCGGGCUACUACCGGCAGCGGGAGGCGCUGCUGCACGACGCGGAGACGUGCGCCGCUCAGGCGCGCGCAAAGCAGCCGGGCGGCGGCGCUGCGGACUGCAGCAUUGGGGCGGAGGAGGCGUCGAUCGCCCUGGCCGCAUCGCUGGAGCCGGCCCUCCUCGCCGCCGCCCGCGGCGACCCGUGGCGCGAGCUGCACGACGCGGGCGUCGCGGCUCUGGAGCCUUCGGUCGUUGGCGAGGCGGCGCAGGCGGAGGAGGCGCGCAGGGCGAGGCGCGAGGCGGGGUGGGUUGUCGGGAGGUCGCGCGCGUCGGCGAAGAGGCUGCGGGGCGGCCGCGCCGAGCCGAGGGCGAUCAUCGCGGCCGACGCGUCGGGCUCGGGCCGGCCGCAGAGGCGCGCGGCGAUGCUUUUCGCGUUCGGAGGGUUGCGGAUCGACGAGGAGGCGGGUGAGGCCUUCCGGGUGGACAGUGGGGAGCAGGCGAGCGAGGCGGGCGCGGCCGGUGAGUCGACGCAGCGGAGAGCGGCCAAGAGGAUCCGGGAGCAGUAG
Molecule: messenger RNA, 3105 nt
Organism: Emiliania huxleyi CCMP1516
Lineage: Eukaryota; Haptophyta; Isochrysidales; Noelaerhabdaceae
Exons: 22
Coding region: 1-3105 (1034 amino acids)
Biological process (GO): regulation of transcription by RNA polymerase II; regulation of cell shape; cytoskeleton organization
Cellular component (GO): nucleus
Molecular function (GO): protein binding
Source: RefSeq, a predicted model, not a curated record